This is a messenger RNA of Staurois parvus, 378 nucleotides long. NCBI's taxonomy places the organism in Eukaryota, Metazoa, Chordata, Amphibia, Anura, Ranidae. The record is from the annotation of a GenBank genome assembly.
UCAGGUGUGUCCAAUCACAGCUGAUCACAUGUAAACAGUGAAAUGCUAAGCACUGAUGAUCAGUGAGCCCUGAUGAUCUGUGUAGCCUCAGCAGCACCACCUGUCAGUGUCCAUUAGUGCCAUGUGUCAGUGCUCAUCCAUGCCACCUGCCAGUGCCCAUCUGUGCCUCAUCAGUGCCACAUUUCAGUGCCACAUCAAUGCCACAUAUCAGUUCCCAUCUGAGCUGCCUUUCAGUGUCACCCAUCGGUGCCAAUCAGUACCAACUAUCAGUGCCAGUCAGUGCCGCCUAUCAGUGUGCAUCAGUGCCGCAUAUCAGUGCCCAUCAGUGCUGCCUAUCAGUGCCACCUAACAGUGCCAGUCAGUGCCACCUAUCAGUGC